This is a messenger RNA of Oldenlandia corymbosa var. corymbosa, 3903 nucleotides long. The record is from the annotation of a GenBank genome assembly. Lineage: Eukaryota; Viridiplantae; Streptophyta; Magnoliopsida; Gentianales; Rubiaceae.
AUGGAAUUGAUGAGAUUGGAUUUAAUCACCAAACUUAUCUCUGUAUAAUAAAUAAUACGUGUGUAAAAUUCAACAGUGGAUAUGCUCCCCGAGUUCCACGUACUAUUUAUAUAUAUUCGGCUCUGUUCAUAAUAUUUUGAUUUCUUUGAUUAUUCAUUUUCCUCUGUUCCCUUCUCUAAGUUCUCUUCUGCAAUCAAUCACCACGCAAGGGGUUUAAAACAGGUACUUAAAAAUUUAAAAAUUCUUCGUUUCAAUUUUCUUAUUAAAUUUUGAUUCCAGUUGCUUUUUUACUGUUCAUAAUCUGGGUUCAAUUUUUUUGACUGGUUUUCUUCAUUCCCCAUUCUGGGUUCCUGUCUGUCGAUUGUCACUCCUUUUACUUUUUUUUUUUUGGGGGGGGCAUUCAAUUAUUUAACCUUGAUUAUCGUACUAGUUUAGUCCUAGUAAUUAGAACUAUUAAUGUGUUAUCAUUUGUUUUGUCUAAUCCUAACAAUCAAUCAUUUUUGAACAUUGAGUUAUGCCCUUCCACUUCCAGAGCCAGUACUGAAACCAAAGCACAUUGUUUCUGUCAUUGUGUUUUUAGUAUGAGACUCCCUCUGUUUCUUGGUUCCAGGUUGGUUAUUCAUAUUAGAUUCGAGAUAAGGAGGAGGGUUACGUUAAAUUGACCCGUCAGCAUAGAACUUUGUUACACCCAAUAGUUUGUGUUGUAAUGUCAAGAAAAUGCGAAUAGCUAGUCCCAAGUAAUAGAUGUGAAUUUUGCCCUCUUCUUUUUUUUUUUUUUUUGUCAUUUUGUAUUACAGCCCGCCAUGAUGCCAAGUUGCCCGACUUGGAUGCGUAUUUGCCGUUGAAAUGUAUUAGAUUCCGCCAUUGAAUUGAAUAAGGCCUUUUUUGUUGACUUCUUAUUUUCAGCAAUAAAUUAUGUCAUGUUGCCUGAAAAAAGUUAGCUGGAUGAAUUACAAGAAACAGGUUACCUGUCUAAUUUUUCUGCAGAUGAGGAAAACUAUCACACAAAUUUAUGCAUUCUCUCAUUCGUUCGAUCCUCUUGAAAAAGGAUUCAGUGUACUUGAAUGGUAUAUUUAUUAUAAGGGGAUCUCCUUUCCUGGAAAAGGAAUACAGCAUUACCUCAGUUAUAACUAUAAUCUAAUCAAAAGUUCCUUGUACCUAAAAACUUUUUUGAGUUUCUGUCUUUUCUAGGAGCUUCUUCAAGUGAGGAAGUGCCUUUUUUCCUCACUGAAAAUCCACCCUUCAAACUAUGGCUCCAAGUGCUGGGCAAACAUGCCCACCUCCAAUGAAGGCUACAUCAAAUGGUGUAUUUCAAGGUGACAAUCCACUGGAUUUCGCCCUCCCGCUUGCCAUAUUGCAGAUUUGCCUUGUUCUUGUCAUCACAAGGGGUCUUGCUUAUCUUCUGAAGCCGUUGCGGCAGCCUCGAGUGAUUGCAGAAGUUGUGGGAGGAAUUUUGCUUGGUCCAUCAGCUCUUGGAAGAAGCACUAAUUAUUUGAAGACAGUUUUCCCUCCCAAGAGUAUUACUGUACUGGAUACUCUGGCAAAUAUUGGUCUUCUGUUGUUUCUUUUUCUGGUAGGGGUGGAGCUGGACUUUAAAUCUCUGCACAAAACUGGGAAAAAGGCUCUCGGUAUUGCCAUAGCAGGGAUCUCGGUCCCUUUUGGAUUAGGAAUUGGUUCAUCAUUUGUACUUCGUGCCACCAUAGAAAAAGGUGUCGAUGCCUUAGCAUUCCUUGUAUUCAUGGGGGUUGCUCUUUCAAUUACAGCCUUCCCAGUGUUGGCCCGAAUCUUGGCUGAACUGAAGCUGUUGACAACUGAUGUCGGAAAGUUAGCCAUGUCUGCCGCUGCAGUCAAUGACGUGGCAGCUUGGAUACUGCUUGCCCUAGCCAUUGCCUUAUCUGGUGACAAGCUUUCUCCUCUUGUUCCGUUAUGGAUCUUCCUCUGUGGUUUUGGCUUUGUAGUCUGCUCAAUUUUUCUGGUGUCGCCAAUUUUUAAGUGGAUGGCAAGGCAAUGUCCUGACGGCGAGCCAGUUCGCGAGGUGUUUGUAUGUGCUACAUUAGCUGCUGUACUCGGAGCUGGAUUCAUCACCGAUACAAUUGGAAUUCAUGCAAUGUUUGGGGCAUUUGUCUUUGGAGUUCUCGUUCCUAAAGAAGGUGCAUUUGCUGUCGCAUUGGUACAAAAAGUCGAGGAUUUGGUAUCCGGUCUUUUCCUGCCAUUAUUUUUUGUUUCCAGUGGAUUGAAAACAAAUGUUGCAACCAUCAACGGGAUUCAGUCAUGGGGUCUCUUGGUUCUUGUAAUAUUUACAGCUUGUUUUGGUAAAAUUUUGGGCACAUUCAUCGUUGCUUUACUCUUCAAGGUGCCUGCUUCUGAAGCACUUGCUCUUGGUGUCCUUAUGAAUAGCAAAGGUUUGGUGGAACUCAUUGUCCUCAAUAUUGGCAAAGACAGAAAGGUUCUGAACGAUCAAACAUUUGCAAUCAUGGUCCUAAUGGCUCUGUUCACUACCUUCAUCACCACUCCUCUGGUGAUGGCUGUCUAUAAACCCGCAAAGAGAAUGAAAAAAGUGGACUACAAGCACAGAACAAUAGAAAGGAAGAAGCAAGACACCGAGCUUCGAAUCCUUGCUUGCUUCCACAGUGCUAGAAACAUCCCAUCCAUCAUAAAUCUGUUUGAGGCAUCGCGUGGCACUGAAAAGCGCGAAAACUUAUGUGUUUAUUCAAUGCACUUGAUGGAGCUCUCUGAAAGAUCAUCUGCCAUACAAAUGGUACAAAAGGCUAGGAAAAACGGUCUGCCUUUCUGGAACAAAGGUCGAUACGAGGCUAACAAUGUUAUUGUUGCUUUUGAGGCAUUUCAACAACUGAGCAAAGUUUCAGUCAAGUCAAUGACAUCUAUCUCCUCAUUCUCUGACAUGCACGAAGAUAUUAUCACAACUGCUGAGAGGAAACAGGCAGCAAUCAUAAUUUUGCCAUUCCAUAAGCACCAAAGGUUGGAUGGUUCCCUGGAAACAACCCGGCCUGAAUACCGUGCAGUUAACAACAGAGUUCUUGAUCAAGCUCCUUGCUCAGCUGCAAUAUUCGUGGAUCGCGGGCUUGGUGGGAGCGCGCACGUAUCUGCCAGGAAUGUAUCGUAUCAAAUUGUGGUUCUUUUCUUUGGAGGACAUGACGACCGUGAAGCUCUUGCUUAUGGAACUCGCAUGGCAGAGCAUCCUGGAAUCAGUCUAACAGUAACACGUUUCACAGUGAAUGCUAGAGCUAUUGGAGAAAUACACAGAAUCGAUGCAGAUACUAGCGAAGCUUCAUCCGAUGCAUCAAAUUCACCCGAUGAAGAGGCCAUUGCUUGCUUUAAGGACAGAAUUUCUGGAGACGAUAACUCUGUCAAGUACGAAGAAAUAGCUGUUCUGGGUUCGGAUGAAGUUGUUACAACAAUGCGCGGAUUUAGCCGAUGCAAUCUGUUCUUGGUGGGCAGAAAACCUGAAGGUGAAGUAGCAUUGUCUGUGAAUGGAGGGAUUGAGUACUCUGAACUUGGGCCUGUUGGGAGUUUGUUGAUCAAUCAGGAGGUGGUUUCAACAACAGCAUCAGUUUUAGUUAUCCAGCAAUAUCAUAAUCAGGCUCCUUAAUAUUUUGGGGGCAAGUGUAGAUUUGGUUGAUCAUCCUUACAGUGUUGAUUAACUCCUAGAUACACUUGGAGACUGGAUUGCAUUUUAGUAGAUAGUAGUAGCAACUAGGAAAAGUGUCGGUCUCCAUGAAAUCCUUCAUCUAAACUUUUAUAAGAGAUGAUGCUUGGUUAUGUUAAUUGGUCCUAAAUAAGAAAUGGAGAAAACUGCCUAAACGAGCCCUCUAAUUCUAUUAUGUUAUCUGGCUUUCUCAUUGUUUUCAAAUUAUUUCGAGUUCCAAUCAGGAAUGUAACGGC